AGCUCACGUGCUCAGAGAGAAGGUAAAAACAAAGCACUGUCCUAAAGUGACUGAAGGAAUGCUGCAGACAGAUUCACACACACACAUGCACACGCACACACACCUAUCUCUUACAGUGGGACCAGGUGGCGCAAGAAGAUACCUGGCACACUAUUGGUCCUGAUGUCUGAGUGAGAAAGAAGAGCCACCACAUUUGAUUGGACAGCAGGUGGCAGUGCACGCAGACCAGGAAGAUGUCUGGUCUGCAGAAGUAAAAAGGCUCAGGCGAUGCAAGCUUACACAUUCACUUUACACAUACAGUAUGCUCUUACAUCAUCGUCAUCAUCAUCACCACCACCAUCAGGGGAGGAGCUUUUUGGAUUGUGAGGAUUGCAGACUGCUUCUGCAACAGGGAUGACUUAAGAGGAGAAACACAGCCACAUGGAAAUGCUUCAGUGCUGAUGGACUGCAGUCAGUGUGACAACUCAAAACUACUGCAGCCCAGCCUGAUUCACUGAACACAGCAUGGGAGGCUUGCCGGAGUGAGACUGCAGGAGUUAGGACGUGACUUUGGUGACCUCAGGACAGCGGCAUGGCAUCACCCAGGCACUACGGACACACUGCUCGGGAUAUUGCCAAUGUGAUGCAGAAGCUGCAAGAUGAGCAGGAGGCAGUGCAGAAGAGGACAUUCACAAAAUGGAUCAAUUCCCACUUGGCAAAGCAUGUCCCUCCUCUGAUGGUGACUGACCUGUUUGAGGACAUCAAGGACGGUGUGAUGCUGCUGGCCCUGCUGGAAGUCCUCUCCGGACAGAAACUGCAAUGUGAGCAGGGCAAGAAGCUAAAGAGGAUCCACUGGGUCGCCAAUAUCGGCACAGCUCUCACCUUCCUUGAGGGUAGAAAGAUCAAACUAGUAAACAUCAACUCCACAGACAUCGUCGAUGGACGGCCUUCAAUUGUGUUGGGGUUGGUGUGGACCAUCAUCCUUUAUUUCCAGAUUGAAGAACUUACCAGUAGCCUACCAGCACUUCAGACCUUAUCCAGCAGCACUUCUUCACUGGACAGCUCCACCAGCAGCACUGAGACAACCAGCCCACCUGUCAAAAGAAAACCCCUCCCACCUUCACAGGGCGGAGCCAGGAAGGCCUUACUGAGAUGGGUCCAGCACACAGCCACCAAACGUCUGGGGAUUGAGGUGAAAGACUUCGGCCCCAGUUGGCGCACAGGGCUUGCAUUCUUUGCAGUCAUCAACGCCCUUCGGCCAAAUGUAGUAGACAUGGAGCGCGUAUGGGGGAGGCCCAAUCAGGAAAAUCUGCAGGAAGCCUUCUUAUUGGCUGAGAAAGAGCUCGGCAUUCCCCAGCUUCUCGACCCAGAGGAUGUCGAUGUAGACAAGCCGGAUGAGAAAUCCAUUAUGACAUACGUAGCCCAGUUCCUGAAGCAUCACCCCGACCGAAAGCAGAGUGAUUCAGAUGGACAGCACGAAGAAGAAGAGAGAGAGCAGCGAAAGAGCCUGAGGGAGCUCAAAAUGUGGCUCGACCAGCUGGAAAGAGACGCAACACAGGCCCAGGAGACGGAGGGCAAUCUCGCUCAACAGUACCAGUUGUUCAAGAGCUUUCGUGUCCAGCUGGAGAUGAGGCGGAAGCAGGUGGAGGGGGCUUUACAGUCCACACAGAAGGAUGGGAUACUCACUGUGGAUCAGGCUCUGGUCAAACAGGCUUGGGAAAGACUCUCUAAAAGGCUCUUGGACUGGCAUCUCCACCUGGACAGGUCUCUGCCUACACCUCUGGAUACGGUCGGGGCGUGGCUGCAUGAGGCCGAAGAUGCCUUACGACAUGAGAUUGUCGUCCAGCAGGCUCAUGAUGCCACAGCCAACACGGUCCACAGAGCUCUGGAGCAGCACAAGGAUGUGUUAAAGAGCUUGGAAAGUCACCAGCAGGUUUUUCAGAGGAUCCAUAAAGACAGAAGUGUUGAUGGAGUCCCUGUUCCCCCGGACCAGCUGCAAGACAUGGCUGAGAGGAUGAACUUCGUCUCCACCUCUUCAAGCAUUCACCUGGCCAGAAUGGAAUACCUGGAGAACCAACACCACAUGCAGGCCUUCCUCACUCUAACUGAGGCCAAGCUCAAAUCCUGGAUCAUUAAAUAUGGCCGACAGGAGUCUGUGGAAGUGAUGCUCCACAACUAUGUUUCGUUCGUGGAGAAGCAGCAUUUCUUUGAAAGAUACGAGGCAUUGUUCCAGUCGCUGAAACGGGCUGCUGAGGCUUAUGUGAAUGCCGACAGCUCAGUGGACGAGGGCGAAAUGGGAGUGCGCAGGUUCAUGCGUGAGGUGGUGACCCAGUGGAGGAGUCUGUCCAUGGAGGUGCGCAGUGUGAGGAGCAUGCUGGAGGAGGUGCUGUGUAAUUGGGAGAGGUACAGCUCCACUGUGGCCUCCCUGCAGGCCUGGCUGGAGGACGCAGAAGACGCUCUGGGUCAGACAGAAAACACCAAACGGGAGUUUUUCAGGAAUCUCAGCCACUGGAUGGAUCAACAUGCAGCCAUGAAUGACGCAGGGAAUUUUCUCAUUGAAACAUGUGACGAGACCAUGUCGCUUGAACUCAAACAGCAGCUUCUUCUGUUGAAUGGACGAUGGAGAGACCUCUUCCUCAAAGUCAAACAAUAUGCCCACGUAGACGAGCUGGAGAAGUGGAGAAAGGAUAAUUUAAAGGCUGUGACGACACUUAGAGAGCUCCUGGACACGGCGGAGGCCAAGCUCAACGCUCCGGUUCAGGUGUCCUUCCUCAAUGCUCGAGUCUUUCUGCAGGACGUGGAGAAUACCAAGCAAAAGGUUGUUGCUAUGGAGACACAGUACAAGCUGGCUGCCCGCAGUGCUCAGCUUCUUGCCAAGGAUGCGCCACAGGAUGAGGCUGCCAGGGUCAUGGCAACUAUGGCAACAGCUAAAAGUCAGCUGAGUAAGGUGAGAGAGCGGUGUCCCUCCCUGGUGAGGGAGUGUCAUGUUCUUCUGCCGCUGUUGGAGGAGAUGGAGAAACACAUCACCGUAUUUUACCAAGCCCUGGAGCGGGCCAGUCGCAUAACAGCCGCCAGAGACCAGGACACACAGAGCCAGAGCCAACACAAACAGAAGUGGCAGGAUUUGUUGAACCAGCAGCAGAGCUGUAAACGCAGUCUGUCAGUGGUGGAGAGGAAUCAUCACACCCUGCACAGAUCGCUCUCCAACAGCAAGGUGCUCCGAAACUUCGACCUAACCUUGCUGCAGAAAAGAGUUGCUGAAAUGCAGGCCUCAGCACAGGCUCUGCUGAAGGAGGUCGGGGAGUGGAGACGGCAGGAAGAGGCGAACAACUGCCUGAGGAGGAGGUUUGAAGAAUCAAGACAAGAGCUGGAGAGAGUACUGAAGAGAGCUCAAGGCUGCUUGAGAGAAACUGGAGACGCUGAGGAAUUACUGAAGAAACACAGUGAAUUUCUGGGCCAUCUGGACCAACGUGUGCUGAGUGUGUUCUUGAAGGCGUGUGAUGAGCUGACUGACAUCCUACCACAAGAGGAGCAAGAGGGGCUGCAGGAAACUGUCCGCAGGCUGCACAAACACUGGAAGGACAUCCAGGGGGAGGUUCCAUCUCACCUGCUGCGCCUCAAGGUGGAGGUGGAACGAAGUCGGAUUGCUAUGAUCAUACAAGACUGCAGAGUGGAGUUGGACAGAGAAAUGCAAGCCCUGUCUGGCACCUGCACGAGCGAGCGAGUGAUCAAAGAGCACAGAACAUUUUUCAGGGAACGCAAACCUUUGACUUUGUGUGAGAAGAGGAUUAGAAACAUGGAGGAUCUGUGUCAGAAGUUGCCUGACAACGACCCAGCUUACCGUGCGCUAGACUCCACCAGGAGGGUUGUAGACGAGGUUGCAGAGCACAUCAAGAGCACCCACCUGAAGCUGGAGCAGCACCCUGAUAAAUGGAAAGACUGGAAUGAGAGGUUCUGUGAGCUUUCUGACUGGGUCUCAUCUCAAAGGAGGCAGGUCAGGCUCUUGAGAGAGACAGCAAGAAACUCCAGCCAUAAAGAGCAGGUUGACGCUGCUGUUCAGGCUAUGCAGGAAGCAAUCGAUGCCCGAGAGGAGAGCCUGUUGUGGCUUAAGAGCCACCUUGCUGGGCUGUCUGAGGUUAGCUCAGAACUGGAGAUCCAGAGACAGAGAACAGCUCUGGCCAAACUCUCCACUGACCUGCGGGCUCUGUUUUCCUCACUCUGUCAGUGGGGGGAGGAGGGCUCCGCUAUGUUCCAGUAUGAGGAGCUGAGGGAGGAGGUGCACGGGGCACUGGAGGAGGUCCUGAGAGCGAGGAGGGAAGUGGAGGAGCAGACCAGCAUGAUUCUGGAUGCUGAGGGCCUGGAGGAGGCACAGCAGCUUUACCUUUUUCACCAGCAACACUUGAAGCGCCUGCAUGCAAACAGGAGAGAGGCUGAGCUUCUGGUGUCCCACUGCCGCCAGCUGCAGAGAGGAGAGACGCUCAGUGAGUCUCUACGCGAGCUGGAGGGAGCUUUCAGAGAAGUCGACCGUAAAUCGGAGGCAAAGGAGCACAACCUGCAGGCGACUCUGAGCAUCUGGCAGGAUUUUGAAGCAGAAAGGGAAACAGUUUGGAGCUUUAUCAGCAAUACCAACGUCGAGCUCCACAAAGAACUUAUUUUCAACAACAUUGACAGCCUGAAGACUGAACUGGAGCACAACAAGGAGCUUCUAGCUGACAGUGAAGAGUUUUCCAUACAAGGAGAUCUCCUCCUGGAAAAGGCUGCUGAUAUCCUGCUCAGUCCAAAGAAUCAGACUCUUCUUCUGCAGCAGGCCCAGAACACCAGAGAAGCAGUCAGCCAACUUCAAGACCACCUCAACAAGAACAUUGUCCAGCUGGAGAUGAUGUGUAUACGUUGGGAGCGUUUCAGCAGCGAGUCUGCGGCCUUCUCUCUGUGGAUCACUGAGAAAGAGGAGGAGCUGGAGGCAGUCAGCACAUCCUCCCCCACAGAUCCUGUAAUCAAACACAUCAGCAAAGUGGAGACAGUGGGAGAGGGUUUAGAAGAGAAAGGGGCAGCCUUGGUCCACAUGGAAGCAGACUGCGAGGCCCUGUCGAGCUUCGUGACUCCCGGAGAAGCUGGAAGCGUUCGGGCGCGACUCGCACAGAUGAGGCGCUGCUGGGAAGAGAUGAAGGUGAGAGUGGAGCAGCUGGGAGGACAGCUCCAUCAGAGUGCCACAUACAGGCAGAGAUACAAUGACAAUCUCGAACAGGUCAAGAAAACAAUGAGUGAUCUUGAAGGGAAGCUGGACUGUCCAGUCUCACUCUGUACAUCAUCAUGUGAGACCUACAAAAUCCUCCAGGAUCAUAUGGAGGUCUGCCAGGCAGUCGAGCAGCUGAACCCCAGGCUGAUGGCUUUGUUUUCAGCCAUGAAGAGGCUUGGAGAGGGCAGCCAGUUGGAGGAAGAGGUGGCUAACCUCCAAAAGCGACAAGCAGAGUUUAUGGCCAAAGCCGCAGAAAAGCAAUCCACAUUAGAGAGCCUACUGGCACUCUGGCAAAGAUUUGAAAGGGAGAGCUCAUCUAUGAAAAGCUGGUUGGACAGAUGUGAGUGUGUUUGCUGUCCGGACUCUGACCUGCUGCCUGCAGACAGAGUCAAACUCAAGAAUGAACUACUAAACGUACAGGAAAUGCAGAGGGAGACACCAUCCUAUGAAGUUCUUCUUCAUGGUCUUGUGAAUCUGGGCCUGUGUGUGUACCCCACAGCACCUGAAGCUCGAGUUCAAGAGCUCAGAGAUGAUCUCAUGCUAAUACAAGAGAGAUGCACUUCUUUGAAAAACAGCAUAUCACACAGACUUGAACUGCUGGAGCCUCAGCUGUCACAGUUGGAGCAGUUUGAUCAGGCUCUGCUGACUCUAACUCAAAGGAGUGAACACUUCCUGUCUGGCUUGAGAAGCUCCUCUCAGGUUGAUAUUGCUGAUCUUGAUGCUGCAGUUACAAAGCUGAAGGAGCAAAAGGUGCAGCUACAGGCCUAUGCAUCGAUGAGAGAGUCCCUGCAGCAGAGAGAGUCCUCCCUGUGUCGCUGCUCCACCUCAGAGGCCCAACAGCAGCUGCAGGGCUGGAGGGAGGACUGCAUCCAGCCCCUCAUUGAAUCCCAGCGUCUCCUUUCCCUUCGCAAAGAAUGUGUGACUGACUUAAAGACUUUUCUUGAGAAGCACAGAGCAGCGACUAAGGCUGUACAGCGCCUUCAUGAGGCAGUGGAAGGAAGGGGGAGCUGGGACCGCUCCAAAGCUGAAGAGCUGCAUCAUGGAGUAGGGGAAGUGGCUAAAGAAGUAGCCCACCUCGAGGCUGAGGCAGUGGGGUUAGAUGGUCAGUUAGGCAAAGCUCAGUUUCACCUGUGCGGAGCAGAGCGGAGGGGCUCUGUGGAUGAAGGUCAUCCACAUGGAAGAACAUCAUGCAGAGGACAGGCGGUGGCUCUCACGAUGGCUCUGGAGGAGGUUCAGAGGGGAGUCGGGUGGAGACAGAGUGAAGCAGACGCAUUAGCAGCGCUAUGGAGCUCUUUUAGGGAGAGGAGGGAGGAGGUGAUGAAGAAUCUGAAGAAACUGGAGGAUGAAGUGAAGAAGGAGGUGGCCAGAGAGAGCACAGUGCAGGCUUUUCAGAACAGGCUGCGUUUCUUCAUCCAGCUGGAGGAUGAGCUCCAGUCGCUGCAGCACUCCCAGCGGUGGUUAGAGGAGAAGGGGAGCCAGCUGGCCCAGAGAGACAGCGAGCUGGCUGGGGAGGCUCUCAGGGAGGUGUCGCUUGUGAAGACAGCCUGGGAGAGCGUCAGGACCGUGAUCACCAACGGUCAGGAACAAAGUGGAGUUGUAGUCGAUCUUCUUCGCCACUUUUACCACCUCAAGUUGAUCCUCGCUAAUGUCGUGGAGAACGCUCAGGCUGUUACACACAAUCUCCCCGACCACAACCAUGACGCUCAGGAGGCCAAAAGGACUUUCACACGACACGAAACCGUCCAGUCUGAGCUGAGAGAGAAACAGGACGACAUGGACCGGCUCAUCCGCACCGUGGAGGACCUGCAGAGAGAGCUGGAGAAGAUUCCCAACUCUGAUGCGAGCUCAAUCCACAGAGACAUGGAUACGUUAAGAGACCAGUGGCUGGAGGUCUCAGAGAGAAUCCAGACCAACACAGAGAGACUAGGCUACUGUGUGAGCCUGUGGGAGGACCUCAAGUCCAUGGAGCAGGACAUUAACCAGUGGACCUCCAACUCCAUCGCUGAUCUCACCGACAGUGUCACCAAUCUCAGCGAUAAAGAGAAAACUGAAGCUCAUCUCACCACUUUUCAGGCGGAGGUUGAGAAGAGAGAGCAGACACUGGAUGCGCUGCAGGAGAGAGUGACAGAGCUAAAGGAGAGAGCCAAACUGCAGGAAACGCCGUUACAAAUGCAGGUCCUGGAGUCAGACCUGAGGAAGAAAAUGGCCCACGCCCAGGAGGUCUACAACCAGGCCAAACACACUCUGACCUACUUCAGUUUCCAGAAGCAGCGACUUGAGGACCUCAUGUCCCAGAUGACUGAACGGCUGAGGGAGGUUGAGGGUUCCUUAUCUGACCUCACUGAAGCUUCUUCUGCUGAGGACAUCAGCACAGUCAAGGACCUGCAGGGCGUUGUGCAGCAGCAGAGGGCAGACAUGGACUCAGCCAGAGAUGCCCUGAGUGCCCUGUGCAGGUCUCACCCCUCGCAGGAGCUGUCAUGCCUCUCCUCUGAGCUCACCUCUAUUGCAAAACGGACGGAAGCUGUCGCCCAGCGCUGUGCCAAGACCAGGGGCAGCCUGCAGGAUGGGUUACAGCUCCACUUCAACGAGCUCGUCCAAGACUUCCACUCCUGGCUCGCAGAUCUGAAGGUGGAGCUGAAAGAUUGUUCUAAUCAAUCGGGAGAUGUCGCCAUCCUUGGGGCAAAGUUGCAAAGGCUAAAGGUGUCAGCCGAGCGUUCAUCAGAGAGUGAAGAGCGGCUCUCUCAGGUUUGUGAGGAAGCCAAGAAGCUUCUGGUCCACCUGCCCAAAGCUGGAGCAGCACAGGUCCAAGAGCAUCUCUCCUCCUGUCAGAGAGAAUGGAGGAUCUACCUGGACGGCUGCUCUCAGAACCAACAAGACUUGGAAGAGAGUAUUGAACUUCUGAGGAAUUUUAAUGGCUGUGUGGAGGUUAUGAGAGAUUGGCUGAAGCAGAUGGAUCUCAGCCUCAAGAGCAAGCCUGUUUUGGGGGCAGAGAGCCAGCAAGGAGUCUCCGACAGCACAGAAGAGCUGGAGAGGAUGGAGAACCUCCACAGAGAACUGCUUGAAAGAAGGGACUCCAUCGAGCAUCUUUGCCAAGAGGCCCAGUCUCUGUCUGAAGCAGGCCGGGGGUCAGGAGGAGAGGUCAGAGCGACAGGACAGCUCCAGAUGGAGCACCAGGCCCUGCUGAAGGCCGCCAGGGAGAGGCUGCGGGGCUGCCAGGAGAGCCAGGCCUUUGGGGAGACCCUCCAAGGGGUCUGGGCCUGGCUGGAAGAGAUCCAGGAGAGACUGGGUACUGUAGACAGCACCAUGGGGACCAAAGAGCAGCUAGAGCAGAGACUGGAGACUGUACAGGACAUCCUGCUUUUGAAGGGGGAGGGAGAGGUCAAGCUGAACAUGGCGAUGGGUAAGGGUGAGUUGGCCCUGCGGAGCUACGGAGCCGCCGGACAGGAUGUUGUGCGCUCACAGCUACAGGAAGUGGAGGAUGCUUGGGCGACGCUGCUUGUGACUGCAAUGAGCUGCCACAGUCGUUUGGAGUGGACGGUGUCACAGUGGGGAGGAUACCUGGAGAGUGCUGCCCAGCUGCGGUGUUGGAUGGAGGUUGUAGAGCGAGAGGUGUGUGCCCCUCUCACCCCUCAGCCAGGCCCCAGAGAAAAGGCUUCCCAGCUGGAGAGACUCAGAGCUCUGCUGGCCGACCUGGAGGACCACCAGGUGGCACUGUCCAGUCUGGAAGAAAAAGCCAGGGAACUGUUCAAAAAGACAGGUGACGCCAGCUUCAACCACGGGGCCCGCACACAGCUGCAGGUGCAGUUUGAUGAUCUCACAGCCUUGGUAGAGGAGAGAGUACGUCUUGCACAGGCUGUAGUGCUGGAGCAUCAAGAAUACCUGGAGGCUGUCAGGGAGCUCACUGAUUGGCUGAUGACUGCCGGGGAGGAGCUCCAGCACUGGUCGGAUACAUCAGGAGACUCUGCCUCCAUCAAGAAGAAGCUGUCAGAAGUGAGGGAGCGCGUGGAGUGUCGGCUGCUGGAGGGCCGGGAGCGCUUGACCCGAGUGCGUCGCAGUGCCGCAUCAACGGCAGAGCACACGGCGGCGGGCGGCUGCGAGGCUAUGGACCGACAGCUGGGGGCGCUGUCACAGGCUCUGGAGCAGUGGGAGGGGGCUGCUCUGAGGGCCAGGGACGGUCUGGAGGGGGCUCUCGCUGCUGCUGCUGCAUCAGAGGAGGAGUACAAUCGCCUCACCGUCUGCCUUGAAGACGAGCUGAAAGAUUUUGAUGGACGGCUGAGGGGGUGGAGCCAGGAGCUGAUUAAAGCUGAGGGGCGGAGCAACGGGGAUGAAGCGGUGGAGGGAUGGCAGCUGGCGAAGGAUUUACUGGAGGGCUUGCAGAGCGCCGAGCCGAUGGCAGAGAAGUUGAAGGGCCAGCUGAACGACCUGGUACGAUACUCCAGAGACCUGGGCUCACAAUCAGACCGGGUCACUGCGCUGAUCAAACAGCACAACAGCCUCAGCCUGCGUGCCUCCAGGGAGUGUCAAAAUAAAGAGCGCUUGUUGGAGCAGAGGUUCCGUGCAGCCCUGAGAGACUUCCAGCAGUGGUUGGUCAACGCCAAAAUCAGCACAGCCAAAUGCUUUGAUGUGCCACAAAGUGUCGCAGAGGCCUCAACUGCUCUGCAGAGGAUCCAAGAGUUCUUGAGUGACAGGGAGCAUGGCCAGGCCAGGCUGAGUACAGUAGGAGCCAGUGGGGAGCUGCUGAUGGCUGUGGUGUCCAAAGACAGAGUGGAGGGGAUCAAGGCCAAAGUGGCAAACGCCAGAGAGGACUGGAAGAGCCUGAUGAAUAACCUGCAGACGAGGGAGGAUGCACUCAAGAGCCUGCAGUCCCAGAUGACGGAGUUUGAGGCCAGUGCUGAGCCUCUGCAGGACUGGCUGAACAGCACAGAGGUCAGAGUUCAGGAGAGCAGUGCUCGGCUGCACGACCUCCCAGCCAAGAAACAGGAGCUCAGCAAACUACAGUCUGUGCUGGAGGAGAUGGCCAGUCGUGAGGCGGAGCUGGGCAGGCUCAGGGAACAGGCUCAUCGUCUCUGGGAGGGACAAGCAGCCGGCAAGGGCUUCGUCCAUCGUGUAUCUCAGCUGUCUGCACAGUACCUCGCCCUCAGCAAUUUAACAAAGGACAAGGCCUCCAGGAUUGAGCGCAUUGUGGGGGAGCACCGCCUCUUCUCUCAAGGUCUCAAAGAGCUCCAGGAUUGGGCGUGUGAAGCUCAGAGGGUCCUCAGCACCUGCAUCUCCACCACCACGGACAAGAGCGUGUUGGAGGACCGGAUGUUACAACUAGAAGCUUUGUUGGCGGCUCGUCAGGAGAGAGAGAUCCAGCUAAAGAUGCUUCUGACGCGAGGAGAAGCAGUCCAGAGAAACACCUCCGCUGAGGGAGUCCCAGUCAUCCGCAAACAGAUCCAGGACCUCAAAGACUCAUGGGACUCGUUGCUUUCUGCCUCCAUUCAGUGUAAAAGCCAGCUGGAAGGCGCUCUGUCUCAGUGGACUAGCUAUAAGGAGGACGUGGGUCAGUUUGUGUUGUGGAUGGACCGGGUGGAGGAGACACUCAGCUGCUCUGACAGACAGUACUCUGAGAUGAGAGACAAGACAGCUAACCUUGGAAAGACCAAGCUUCUAUAUGAAGAAGUCCUGAGUCACAGCAGCCCUUUAGAGACCAUUGCCACAAAGAGCUCCAAUAUGUCUGAGCACUCCACCACGCAGCAGGAGGUGCAGCAGCUGCAGAGUAGAUACAACGCCCUCAAAGAAAAGGCCAAGAAUGCAGUGGGUAAAGCAAAAGGUCUGGUGCUGGUCCACCAGGAAUAUCAAAGGGGGUUGCAUGUGUUUGAAGACUGGCUGGAGCAGGAGCAGGCCACACUGGCCUCAUUGUCCCAUCCAGAGGGAAGCGUAGACACACUAGAGAAGACCCUGGAACAACUACAGCUCCUGCAGGAACGCUGCUCAAAUGGCCAGUCUCUGCUCUCGUCCGUGCUGAGCAGCAGAGAAAGAGUCAUCCCCUGGGGUAUACCUCAGAUUGAGGACCGAGCGCUGGACACAGCACAGAGAGAGUGGGGGGCCUACCAGGGCCGUUUGGAGGAGACUCAGACCCAGCUCAGCUCCACACUGAGCAGACUGAGGCAGAUGGGCCAGAGGUUCCUGAGCCUGGCUCAGUGGCUGGAGGAGAUGGAGAAGGUGGUGAACAUCAGACGUCAUCGGCGGUCAGACAGAAUAACAAAAGGGACUCAGCUGAAGAAACUCCAGGGGUGUCUUGAAGCAGUGCUUGCACGGCAGGGAGAAGUAGACGGCCUUUCUUCUCUGGCCCAGCAGGUUCUGGAGGAGACCUACAUCAGUAGUCGUGUCAGCGUCACUGCCACCCAGCUCACAGCCCGCUACCAUUCACUGCUACUCAACAUACAGGACACCAUCAAGCAGCUACAGGAGGAGCUGAAGAGCAUCGAGGAGGCUGAGAACCUCUGUGUGUCUUACACUGACUGGCUCAGCUCCACUCAGAAAAGCUUCACAGCAUUAACUGACUGCUCUGAACCUCUGGACCGAGUCGCCAUGGAGAGGAAGAUGAAAAGAUUAGAGGCUCUGCAGUCUGAGCUCCAACACGGUCAUAGUUUCCUGAAAUCAUUGAGAGAGCGGGCAGAGCAGGCGGCAGGCUUCCUGAACGAGGCUGGAGCUGAGAGUUUAGGAGGGGAGGUGGAGGCCCGUCUCAGCCAGCUCGAGGAGCUCGCAGGUGGGCUGAGGCAGGAGCACAGCUUUCUACAGCGGGCGUUACUGCUCGCUAAGGAGUUCCAGGACCGGUAUAAGGCUCAGGCUCUGUGGCUGGUGGAGACAAGGGCUUUGCUCAGCACCCCAGUGGAGCCCAAGGCUGAACUGUACCAACGGAGAGCUCUGCUAGCUAAGUAUAAGGCUCUGCUGCAGAUGGUUCAGUCCCAUGACGGAUCCAUCAGGUCAGUGGUGGAGAAAGGAGACGCUCUGCUCUCCUCCGUCCACUAUCCCUCCAUCAGAGACAAAGUGACCCGACUAAAAAGAGACUACACUGAACUCUGUAAAACUGCCAUGGCUCAUGUGGAGAACCUGGAAGGACAGGUGAAGGAACAGGAAAUUUACCACAACGAGCUCCAGGAAGUGGAGCGCUGGCUGCUCCAGAUGUCCAGCAGGAUGGUGACUCCUGAACCCACUGUGGGCAGGAGCCUGGAGGCAGCAACUCAACAGCUGGCCCAGCACAAGGCCAUCAUGGAGGAAAUAGCGGGCUUUGAAGAUCGUUUGGUCGGUCUGAAGGAGCGAGGGGCCCACCUGGUGCAAGGCUGCAGUGACCGUGUGCAGAGCAGGCUGAGACAGCAGGUCCAGGCUCACCAGCAAGGCACCAGAGACAGCUACUCUGCCAUCUGUAGCACAGCGCAGAGAGUUUAUCAGAGUCUGGACCAUGAGUUACAGAGACAUGUGAGUCUCCAAGACACUCUGCAGCAGUGCCAGACCUGGUUGACCUCUGUCUCAGAUGAACCAGAGCCUCCUGCACAUCCUCCUUUAAGCCUGGAGGAAGCACUACAUCAGGUGAAGCAGGAGCGGGCUCUCCAGGAACAGGCAAGCACUUACCUCCAGCUUGUGUGCUCAACAUGUGACCUGUCAGAGACGAGGGUCAGGGAGACCGCGGCAGCUAUUCAGCAUGUCAAACUACAGACUGAGGAGCGCAUGCUGCUUUGUGAGGAGGUAGCAGACAGCUGGAGAGACAUGGAGGAACAGAGGGCAGAUAUGGAGGUCCAGCUGAGAGAGACAGAGCAGCAACUUCAGACCCUCAUCAGGAGACCUGCAGAGCUGGAGCCCAAGAUAGCACAGAACCAGCUGGACAAAGCGCAGGAGUUCCUUCAGCAGAUUAAGGAGAGACAGUCUGAGGUGACUCAUUUGAAUGAAGCUGUCGGUCGGCUGACAGAUGGACAGGUCUCUCCUGCCCUGGAGGAGAUAAGGAGACUGAGGAGAAGCUGGAUGGACCUGGGCCAGCGGGCAGAAGAACUGGAGGCCCAGCGUGGGGAGGACAUGCAGAGAAGUGGGGAGUACCAGGAGAUUGUUGUUGCUGUGGAGGAACUUUUUCACCAAGUAUCCAGGGAAUGGGAUUAUCUUGCCAGGGCCGACACAGAGAGUACAAGUGAACAUCUAGAGGCUCUAAGAAAGCUUUCCAGUGAUCUCGAAGAGCAGAGAGCAACUCUAGAAGACCUCAGAGACCAGAAACAUGCUAUUCUACCUCGACUUAGCCUGCUGGACAAGGAGCUGGUCAAACAACAGGUGAGUCAUCUGGAGCAGCGCUGGGCCCAGCUUGAAUCCCUGAUUCAACAGAAGAUCCAGGACUCCGCACAGACACUUGAUGAUCUUGCCCGUGUUGAAAGCCAGCUGAGGGAUGCCCGGGAGUGGGUGGAGGAGCAGCGACCCGCUCUGACCUCAGCUCUGAAAACCAGCCCACCCCCUGAUCUGGCCCAGAGUUUCCUGUUUGAUCACUUGAGUGUGUGUGUCGAACUGGAGGCUCGCCAGCAGUUGUUGGGUCAGGCAGUGAGCGAGGCCCAGGUUGUGGCUAACAGACUGGGGCUGAGUGAGAAGAGACGCAUGCAGGAGCUGGUGGAGCAGGCCCAUACUGAGGUGGAGGCUCUGGGGGCUCGAGUGGCUCAGAGGAGGAAGUACCUCAGUAAGGCUUUCACAGAGAGGACACAGUUCCUUCAAGGCCUGGGGAGAGCCCUGUCUUGGGUACAGCAACAGGAGAGGAAAGCUCUGAUAGAUGACCACAUAGCACUCCUUCCUGAGGACCUAACCAAGCAGGUUACGGCUUGUCGCAGCAUCCAGAGUGGUUUACGAGCAUACCAAAGGGAGCUGGCAUCUCUCUGGGUGCAGGGCCGAGAGCUAGAGAGAGAUGCCACAGAUAAAGAGAGAGCUGAAACCCUGUCCAGACUUGAAAAGCUACAGGCAGCGUUUGAAGCUGCCCUUCAGAGGACCACCCAGCGUCUCACAGAUUUAGAAAAAGCUUUGACCUCCAGGAAGUACUUCCAGGUUGACCUGGAUAAGACUUGCCACUGGCUGAGACGAGCAGAUGCCAUCACCUUCCCUGAAAUCAAUUCAAGCAGCACUGAGGACAACUCGGAGUUGCAAACUCAACUGUCCUACUUUCAGACCGUCUUAGAACAAGCUUCAGAGUACGAGAACCUUCUUCUUAUAGUCCAGAGAAUAGGCCAGGAGAUCCUCCCUACUCUGAAUGAGAUUGAUCAUUGCUACCUGGACGAGAGGCUGAACGCCCUGCCUCAGCAGUACAACGCUAUCCUAGCUCUUGCCAAAGAGAAAAAAGACAGAGUCCAACAGAUAAUCUUAGAGCGAAAAGAGUUCAGCACUUUCUUUGAUAUUACUCGAAAUGCACUGGAGGAGCUUCAGGAGCAGUUUGACAAUCUGGAGAAACAGACUAUCAGUAUUAGAGAGGAGGAGUUUAUUCAAAUUAUUAAUGAGUACAGAAAUAUAAAUGAAAGUUUAUUUCAUAUCAGCCCUGCUGUGAGAGAGCUGCACGGAAAGAAUGAGGGCUUUCUCAGUCGGGGUCAGCAGUACAGAGCUGAGGAGACACAGCAGCUGGUGGGUCUCUAUAACACACUUAAAAGGAGAAAUGAUGAGAAAAUAAAACACUUGAAUGAGUGCUUGACGACUCUUGUGGAGCACAGCAGGGUAUCCAGCAGGUUGGACUCAGAGUUCAAGUCUGUAAAAGAGAAGCUGGUCCGACUGAAGUCAGAAACAGAGUUAGGUGCUAUAGAUAAAAUCACUAAUCUUUACUCGCUGCUUCAAAGUCUGGACAAUGUGAGCUCUCAGGUCGAAGAAUGUAACAAACAAACCAAAGGCCUUGGUCUGAAGUUUGAUCCCGCUGCCUUGAAAGAAACGACCCUGCAGCUUGAAUCACUGCAGUCUCUAAGGACCGAAGUCAAAUACUUUGUUGAAGAAAGCGAAACGAAAAUCAGAAAGAAUGAGGAUUUUAUGAAAGAGAGUGAGAAAAUGUUGGAACAGCUGAGGACUAUCAAGGAAAAACUGGGAGAACCUUUGACCUUUUCAGAGCUCAAAAGUGAGAGUGUGAAAGAGGAGAAGUGCAAACUAAAGAACGUGGAAGAGGAAGUGAAGAGUAGGCUGAGGAUAGGAGAUGUGUUGGGAAGCAGAGAAAAGCAAAGGUAUUGUAGUAAGAGAGAGACGGUACCUGUUCACGUAGAAGAGAAGAUACAGGAGCUGGAAAAGCUGGGAGCUGAAGUUCACCAAGGAAUCAGCAAAAAACAGCUGGCUGUGGAUCAAGCCCUUUCCUUGGUCCAGAGGCACCACUUAUCUCUGCAGCGCGUGCAGACAUGGCUGGACUCCACCGCGGCUGUGCUCCAGAGAGCCAGCUCAGGGGUGGAGCUCGAGAACCAGACAGAUUGCGUGCAGGACCUGGAAAAGAUUUCAGCCCAGGAAAAGAACUUCACAGCCGGUUUGGAGGAGUUGAGGGCUUUGGAUCCUCUGGUGGAGGAAUUUAUGCAAACAGGAGCAAUGGGUGAAAUUAGAGAAAAAGUUGAGGCGAUGCACCUGAGACAGACGAAAGUCAAACAGCAACUGGAAGCUCAUGGAAAGGUGCUUCAAAGUUGUGCCACUCUGUGGACCUCUUUCCAACAUGAGAAGGAGACACUAGUUGAGCAGAUGAAUGACAAAGAGAGCAAAAUGUCCAUGUUUACAACCGCUAAAGCCGUCAGUGUCCAGCAGGCUGAAGAGAAAUGUCAAAGAUACAAGUCUCUGGUGGCUCACAUCGACCUGCUGGAGUUGCCUCUGAAUGCUUUGAAAGAGAAUGCAACAGAGUUAGAGCAGGUCAUCUCCGAGUCCAGUAAAGCUGUCAUCAGCCACUCAGUGUCGUCUCUUUGGCAUCGAUGGACCAGACUCCGCAGUGUGGCCCGAGCCCAGGAGAGGGCACUGGAGGACACAGUGAGGGAGUGGAGGAACUUUACUGAGAAGAUGGAAAAGGUGCGCUCUGUGUCCCAAGACCUCCACCGCCGCGUCCCUGACGGCACAGUUGAGAAAGCAGCAAACAGGGCGGCGCUUCAGAGCCUCCAGGAGUACCAUGACUCCUUCAUGCAGGAGGUGGAGAGGGAGCAGUCCAUCCUUGCUCUACUGGGGCAGCACACUCGCAGCCUCAGAGGAGAGGGGGAGGAGGAGGCAUCAGAGAAGAAGACUGAAAAUGGACAUGCAGAGACACCGUGCUUACAAGAGAUCAGGAGCAUGCAGGAGCAAUAUGAUAGCCUUGUGCUGCGAGUACGAUCCAGCAGGGCUCAGGUCCACCAGGAGCUGAGAGAAAGAGAGGAGGUAGAGAAGGAGCUGGGCUUGGUCAAAGGCUGGAUCCAAGAUACUCGUGGUUUACUGCUGAGUCCCACUGCCGACCUUGACUCACUGCUGCACGAGCUAGAGACGGCACAUGGUGAGGUCAUCAGCCGGCGCCAGAGUGUGGAGCGUAUGACAGAGCUGCAGCAGUCCAAGUACCAGGACCUCCAGGCCGGUCUGCCCUCCGAGCUCAGCAUGCAGCUGGCUGAGGUGGCUCUGGCUCUAGGCUCAGCUGAAGACCAGGUCCAGGCGAGGGAAAGGGAGGUGCAGCAGACCAGAGACGUGAAAGAGGACUUCAGCUCCAGACUUCAGGACAUCGAGGCAAAGCUGAAGACCAUCGCUCUGAAAUUGGAAGACAAGAGUGGCGACCUGGAGGAGGCCAAAGAAGAGACCAAAGUUCUGUGUGAGGAGUGUGAAUGCUGCGGUCGCUCUCUGGUGGAGUUAGGUGUUGCGGUGCAGGAGUUUGGGGAGCAGAACCCCCUCCUCUGUAAGCAGCUGGGCGACGCUGUGGCAAAGCUGACGGAGGUGCAGCGCCAAACUGCACAGCAGGUUCAGGACAGAGCUAACAGACUAAAGAAGGCGGAGAGACAGGCAGAGGAAUAUCAGGGUAUGAAGGCGUUCAUUUUGGGCUGGGCAGAAAAGGCAGAGACUUUAGUCAGCGGGAGUAUCCUAUGGGGCUCUGCAUCCCAGCUGCAGGAGCAAAUUCGAGCACAUCAGGCUUUGCUGCGGGAGUGUCGGGGUCUCCAUGGGGACUUGGAGGCCAUGGGGGAGAGGGAGGGGCAGCUAGGGGAAGUAUUGCAGACGGAGGGGUGGACCCAGCAGGUUAAACACCUCAGCAGGCGCACAGAGGAGCUGCAGCAAAAUGCCAAGACUCGCCUCCAGAGCCUGCAGGAUGCAGCAAAGGAUAUGCUGCGUUUGGAGGCUGAGGUGAAGAACCUACAUGCUGCUGUAGACCAGAUCCAGGUCACACUGGCCUCCCCAGAUCUCAACAGACUCAGCCUUAGAGAGCAGCUUACACAUAGACAGCGUCUUCUGGUGGAAAUGGAGGGCUUCAAGCAGCAGGUGGCGGCAGUACAGCGGUGUCAGAGCGCCCUCCGGCUGCCAGAGGAGGUAGUGGCCAGCCUGCCAAUCUGCCGCACAGCUCAGACUCUGCAGCAAGAGGCCAGCCAACUGCAGCAUACUACAAUCCAGCAGUGCAACAUCCUGCAGGAGGCAGUGGUGCAGUAUGAGCAGUAUGAACUGGAAGUGAAGAACCUCCAGAGACUAAUCGAAGAGGCUCACCGCAUCAUUCAGGAUCGGCCUGUUUCCACCAAUAACAUUCAGGAGCUUCAGGCUCAAAUACACCACCAUGAGGAGUUGGCCCAGAAGAUCCGUGGCUACCAGGAGCAGAUCGCCUCACUCCACUCCAAAUGUAAGAUGCUGACUGUGAAGGCCAAACAUGCCACCAUGCUGCUGACAGUCAGCGAGGUGGAGGGCCUUUCAGACGGCAUGGACGAGCUGAGUGAUGAGGAGCUGCCCAGCACCAUGGCUACCAAUGACACUUCCUCUGACAAGCAGCUUCCAGCACACCCCUCUGUUGUCAUGAUGACAGCGGGCCGCUGCCACACGCUCCUCUCCCCUGUGACGGAGGAGUCAGGGGAGGAGGGCACGAACAGCGAGGUUUCCUCUCCCCCUGCCUGCCGCUCCCCUUCCCCAGGGGCUAACGCUGACGCUCCUCUUAGCCAGGGUCGAGGUUCCCUCAGCCGAGCACCCCUCCAGGAGCUGUAUGACCCGUCCAUGGAGAGCAGUGCUGCUAACCUGGAUGACCUGCAGAGAUCCUGGGAGACGCUUAAAAAUGUGAUCAGCGAGAAGCAGAAGAGUUUAUACGAGGCUCUGGAGCGACAGCAGCACUAUCAGGAGUCUCUCCAGUCUAUUUCCACAAAGAUGGAGUCCAUUGAGGGAUCGCUCAACGAAAGCCUGGAGCCCAGCAAGAGCCCCGAGAGCCAGAUGGCUGCACACCAGGCUUUGAUGGAUGAAAUCAUGAUGCUACAGGAAGAGAUCGGUGAGUUACAGACGUGUUUCUCCGAGGAGCUGGCAGACAGCGACAGUGACGGGGAGCCGGGCGAUCAGCUGGCUCUCCAGUCCACUCUCACUGUGCUGGGGGAGAGGAUGGCAACUAUCCGAAUGAAGGCUUCAGGAAAACGGCAGCUGCUAGAGGAGAAACUCAGUGAGCAGCUAGAAGAGCAGCGGCAGGAACAGGCGCUGCAGCGUUACCACAGCGAGGCCGCAGAGCUCGACCACUGGUUGCUCAGCACUCGUGCCACUCUGACCUCUGCUCUUCAGCCCCUUAAUGAAGACUUGGACAUGGAGGAGCAGCUCACUGACUGUCAGAAUAUGCUGUUUGAGAUCGAGCAGAAGGUGUCAUAUCUGUCAGAGCUCUCCAUCCACAGUGAGAGCCUGCUGCUGGAGGGUCGUGCAGAGACCAAAGGAGAGGCGGAGCAGCUCACCUUUAAAUUACGCUCCCUCAAAGACAGCCUGAUGGAGCUGCAACAGAUGCUUCAAGACAAACAGGUUGACAUCCAGGGUUCAUUGCAGGAGCAGGAGGACAGCGAGACAGAUACUUCACUAUCCCAGAGUCCCAAUGUUCAGGAGUGGCUGUCUCAGGCUAGAUCCACACGCACACUGCAGCACCAUGACAACCUGCUGCGACAGAGGGAGCUGCAGGAGCAAGUGGCGAAACAGAGGCAGCUGCUGCAGUCUGUAGCCAGUGUUGGAGAAGAGCUGCUGAGCCAUACCACACCCAAUGGAGACAGUGAGAUGUCCAUCCCCGGAGGAGUGUUGCUGGAGCCUGAGACGUUGUCUCCUUUGGACCAGCUGAGACAGCGCUGGGAAAACCUGAAUAAAGAUCAGAGCACAAAGCUGCAGCUCUCCCUCAACUCUCUGGAACAGGACCAGCUUAGUCCGGUCCUCCAUCGAUCCCGCCUGUCCAGUCCCAGUAUGGUGUUUAGAGGCGAGUCUGUGAGCCAGGACUAUCGCUCCCCCAGAGCUUUGUUUGAAUCCUGCAGCCAGAAUCUGGAAAGACUUGCCCAGGAGGCGGCAAAUGGUGACAGUAAACUAGGAGGGACAACAGUGCAACAGGACCUGUAUGCUGCAGUUUCAGCAGCCUCCUCCUGGUUGGAUGCUGCAGAGAAUCAGCUGCUCUCUGGCCCUGUUCUGCUGUCUGAAGAUGCAGAGACACAGCUUUCAAACCUAGAGGCUCUUUAUAAACAGCUGAAGGCGAUGAGCAGUGAAGUAAACCUCUGCAGAGACCUACUGGGUGGAGGAGCAGGGCGGCUGUGUGGAGGAGAGGAACGAGUACUGAUGGAGGACACACUGGAGGGCCUGCAGGAGAGGAUGGGGCUGCUCAACUCAACCCUGGAACAGCACUGUGACGGCAUGAGGGACAGGCUGCAGGAGCACUCCAAUUUCCAGAAUGAACUGCGGAUGUUGUUCACGGCUCUGAGUGAAAGUAAACACCACUUGCUGCAGAAGAUGGCUGGAACUGUGGACAGACCUGCAUCCAAACAGAUCGAGACUUUAUCAGAGGUGGAGGAGAGUCUGAGAGAGUUUGAGCAGAGGGUGGUGGAGCUGAGGACCAGAGCAGAGGGACUCCAAUCGGACCAAAUCUCCCAUCAGGAGUUCCUCAAACUACAGGAUGCAUACGAGGAGCUGGUGCUGAUGGUGGGAUCCAGACGCAGCAGUUUAAACCACGGCUUGUCUCUCAAGGCUCAGUAUGAAGCUGCUCUCCAUGACCUCACAGAUCUGGUGGACACGGCACAGGACAAGAUGGCUGCUGAUCAGAAGAUGACGGUGGCUUCUGUCAUAGAGGUCCAAAUGUUAUUAGACAAACACAAGGAGUUCUUCCAGGGUUUGGAGUGUCAUAUGAUCCUCACCAAGACGUUUUACAGUAAAGUGUCUGGUCUGGUGGCGCAGAGGGAAAGUCAGGCCUUGGAGGAGACGAUGGCCUUAGCCCAUAGUGUGCUUAAACAGGCCCACAGGAGGGGGGUGGAGCUGGAGGGCAUACUGGAGUCGUGGAGCAGGCUUGUGGAGGAGUACCAGGCUCUGUGCAGGCAGCUGGAGGCCGUGGAGUGUAGCAUCCCCACUGUUGGUUUGGUUGAAGAGACGGAGGAAAGACUGGUAGAAAGGAUCAGUCUCUACCAGCGUCUGAAGGCCAGUCUGACAGAGCAUCAGCCUCAGCUGUAUCAGGUCCUGGAGGAGGGCAAGAGGCUUCUUUUGUCAGUUGGCUGCUCAGACCUGGAGAACCAGUUGACCCAGUUGGGAGAACACUGGCUGUCCUCCACCACUAAGGUCAACAAGGAGCUGCACCGCCUCGACUCCACGCUCAAACACUGGAGCAGGUACCAGAGUGAGUCAGCAGAGUUGAGCCACUGGUUGCAGUCAGCACUAGACCGGCUUGAGUUCUGGACGACACAGUCUGUGACAGUGCCUCAGGAGCUGGAGACCGUCAGAGAUCACCUCUAUGCCUUCUUGGAGUUUUCCAAAGAGGUGGAUGCUAAGUCAUCUCUCCGUUCAUCUGUGCUGAGCACAGGCAACCAGCUUCUGCGUCUGAAAAGAGUAGACACGGCUGGUCUCAGAACAGCUCUCGGUCAGAUUGACACCCAAUGGGCUGAGCUGUUGACGCGCAUUCCUGUGGUACAAGAGAAGCUACACCAGUUACAGAUGGAGAAACUGGCAUCACGACACGCCAUCACAGAGCUGAUGAGCUGGAUUUCUCUCAUGGAGAACAUCAUAGAGGAGGACCAGGACAAAAUCAUGGGAGCUGUAGGCUCAGAGGUGGUCCAGAACUUCUUGCAGAAGUAUAAGGGUUUCCGCAUAGAUCUCACAUGCAAGCAGCUGACUGUGGACUUUGUGAAUCAGUCGGUGCUGCAGAUCAGCAGUCAGGAUGUUGAAGGAAAGCGCAGCGACAAAACAGACUUUGCUGAGAAGCUUGGAGCCAUGAACAGACGAUGGCAGAUACUACAAGGGCUUAUUGCUGAAAAGAUUCAGGUUUUGGAAGGACUUCUGGAAGGUUGGUUAGAGCAUGAAAAUGGAGUUCAGGCCUUGAAAACCUGGCUCACUCUGCAGGAGGAGAAACUGAAGAAGAGACACAGGAUAGAGGAUGUAGCAUCAGUGCAGAAUGCACUUAAAGACUGUCAGGAGUUGGAGGAAUCAGUGAAGGAAAAGGAGAAAGAUCUAGAGAAAGCAGAGGAAAGAGGAAAUGCUCUCAUCCAGGACAAGAAAGGAGUAGCAUGCUCAGCAGUAAAGGAUACUCUUAAAGGACUGAACCAAUCCUGGGCUCAUUUGGACCACAUGAUAAGUCAGAUGAAGGUGAGCCUGCGGUCGGUGCUGGAGCAGUGGACGCUGUAUCGUCGGGCUUCUGAGGAGAUUAAUGGUUACCUGAUGGAGGGGAGGUACUCUGUGUCCAGGCUGCGCCUCCUCAAUGGGUCUCUAGAGGCUGUGCAGCAGCAGGUGGAGAGUCUUGAGAACCUGCAGGAGGAGAUGGAUAAGCAAGAGAGCAGUUUGAGGAAGUUCGGCUCUGUUACACAUCAGCUUCUUACGGAGUGCCAUCCAUCCGUGGCCGAAACACUCAACAGAGCCCUGCAGGACGUCAACAUUAGGUGGAACUGUCUGUUAGAGCAGAUCUCAGAGCAGCUGAGGAGCAGUAAAGCCUUGCUGGGGUUGUGGCAGCGCUACAGGUCGUCGUAUGGCCAGUGUGUGACAGCGGUUCAGAAACAGGAGGAACGUGCUGACCGCCUGCUGAAGAGCGCAACUGACAGGGAGAUCACAGAGGAGGAGAGCAGCGCCUGGAUAACGGACUGCAAUGCGUGCCUUAGUGACCAGGCCUCUGUGCAGCAGUCCCUCCAGCAGCUGCAGGCUUUAGGGGAGCAGCUGAAGAGCCAAGUCGACGCCUCCUCCUCGGCGGCCCUCCAGUCCGACCACCUGUCACUCACACAUCGCCUAGCAACACUGGAGCACAGCCUUCACAGGCAGCAGGAAAUACUGCAGACUGGAUCUCAGGCCUGUGAGGGAUUCAGAGAACAGUUGGACACAUUGAUCUGUAAGGCUGAGGAGGCUGAGGAGGUCCUGAAGGAGUCUGACUCAGUUGGGUCUCCAGAGCUCAUCGUUGUCCAGUCACGUAUGGAAAAACUGAAGGUUCACCUGUUGAAGCUGAGCAGUCUGUCUCCAGACCUGGAGCGUGUUAACGAGUUGGUGUACCGGCUCCCAGUCAGUGACAAAGAUGUGAAACGACUGCAAAGCCUGAACAGAUCCUGGGCAGCUCACACUGCUCACCUCACUGAGAGAUUCAGUAAACUCCAGGCGGUGUUGCUCCAGCAGCAGAGUUUCCUCCAGAAGUGCGAGGCGUGGAUGGACUUCCUGUCUCAGACUGAACAGAAGCUGGCUGCUGAGAUCUCAGGGAACUACCAGAGUCUACUGGAGCAGCAGAGAGACCAUGAGUUGUUCCAGGCAGAGAUGUUCAGCAGGCAGCAGAUUCUCUACUCCAUCAUCAGUGACGGGCAUCAUAUGUUAGAUCAGGGACAAGUGGAUGACAGAGAUGACUUCAGUGUGAAGCUGGCUCUGUUAAGCAAUCAGUGGCAGUGUGUGGUCAGGCGAGCCCAGCAGCGAAGGGGCAUCAUUGACAGUUUAGUUCGCCAGUGGCAGAACUACAGGGAGAUGGCGGAGAAGCUCCUGCAGUGGCUGCAAGAAGUGACCAGAGAUCCAGAUGUUCAUCAGCAGGGAGAACCGGUUGCUCUUCAGCAGGCCAGAAACCUGUUAGAUCAGAUACAGCUGAAGGAGCGGGUUCUCCAUAGGCAGCAGGGAGGCUAUAUCCUGACGGUGGAGGCCGGCAGGAGCUUGCUGCUGUCAGCCGAUGCCAGAGCGGAGUCCACCCUGCAGACCGAGCUGAUGGAGAUUCAGGAGAGGUGGAGGCACGCCCACCACCGCCUCGACCAGCAGAGGAGGGAGCUGCAUGGCUUGCUCAAGAACUGGGAGAGAUGUGAGAAAGGCAUAACUGCGUCACUGGAGAAGCUGAGGGCCUUCAAAAGAAAGCUGUCUGUGCCACUGCCUGACCACCACGAGGAGCUGCACUCAGAACAAAUCAGGUGCAAGGAGUUGGAGAGCAGCGUGAAUGGCUGGACUGAUGACCUCACUUCCUUGUUCGUGCUGAGGGACUCCUUGGAAGGCGUGGUCAGUGCUGAUGACAUCACGGUCCUACAGGAGCGUCUCCAGCUGCUUCAGCGACAGUGGGAGGAGGUCUGCCACCAGCUUUCCCUGCGCAGGCAGCAGGUGAGCGAGAAGUUGAAUGAGUGGGCCGUGUUCAAUGAGAAGAACAAGGAGCUGUGUGAAUGGCUCACACAGAUGGAGAGCAAAGUCUCUCAGAAUGGAGACAUCAGCAUUGAAGAGAUGAUCGAAAAGCUGCGCAAGGACUACCAGGAGGAGAUCAGUGUCGCUCAGGAGAACAAGCAGCAGCUGCAGGUGAUGGGUGAUCGCCUAGCGAGGGCCAGCCAAGACAGCAAGGCGGCCGAGAUCCAACACAAGCUCAGCAAAGUGAGCGAGCGCUGGCAACACCUGCUGGACCUCAUCGCUGCCAGGGUGAAGAAGUUGAGGGAGACCCUGGUGGCGGUGCAGCAGUUAGAUAAAAACAUGAGCAGCCUCCGUUCGUGGCUGGCUCACAUCGAGACAGACCUGUCCAGACCAAUCGUCUACGACACCUGUGACGAUCAGGAGAUUCAGAGGAAACUCAACCAGCAGCAGGCGCUGCAGAGGGACAUAGAGAAACACAGCACAGGUGUGGCGUCAGUGUUGAACCUGUGUGAAGUCCUGCUGCACGACUGUGAUGCCUGUUCCACGGAGACAGAAUGCGACUCCAUCCAGCAGGCUACCCGAGGGCUGGACAGACGCUGGAGGAACAUCUGCGCUAUGUCCAUGGAGAGGAGGCUCAAGAUUGAGGAGACGUGGAGGUUGUGGCAGAAGUUUCUGGAUGAUUACUCCAGGUUUGAGGAUUGGUUGAAGACCUCAGAAAGAACAGCAGCUCUGCCUAACUCCUCUGGAGUUCUUUACACUGUUGCCAAAGAGGAGCUUAAGAAGUUUGAGGCCUUCCAGCGGCAGGUUCAGGAGUGCCUGACCCAGCUAGAGCUCAUCAACAAACAGUACCGUCGUCUGGCCCGAGAGAACCGCACCGACUCCUCCUGCAGACUCAGAGAAAUGGUGCAUGAUGGGAACAGGCGGUGGGAUAACUUGCAGAAAAGGGUGGCAGCUAUCCUUCGCCGACUCAAGCACUUCAUCGGUCAGAGAGAGGAGUUUGAGACGGCUCGAGACAGCAUCCUGGUGUGGCUGACAGAGAUGGACCUCCAGCUGACAAACAUCGAGCACUUCUCUGAGUGUGACGUUCAGGCCAAGAUUAAACAGCUCAAGGCGUUCCAGCAGGAGAUCUAUCUGAACACGGGGAAGAUCGAGCUGGUGUUCAGACAGGGUGAUGCUCUGAUUGAGAAGAGUGAACCUCUGGAUGCGGCUGUCAUCGAGGAGGAGCUGGAGGAGCUGCAGAGAUACUGCCAAGAGGUGUUCGGACGAGUUGACAGAUACUACAAGAAACUCACGCGACUGCCUCUGGCUGACGACGAGUUUGACGGUUCGGACAGAGAGCUAGACAUGGAGGAAGGCGGCGACCUCUCCGAGCUGCAGUGGGGCGACUCUGCUCUGCCUCGCCCUUCCAGCCGUCCAGCUUCGGGUACGACCGCUCUCGCCCGGGCCGACCGUUCAGGACGAGACACCCCGGCCAGUGUGGACUCCAUUCCUUUGGAGUGGGACCACGACUACGACCUGAGCAGAGACCUGGAGAGCCCCGGAGGACGAGGUCACAGGGAGAGGAGACGAGGACAAGAGGAGGAGGAGGAUGAGUAUCUGAGGACGGCUGCUACGGUGCUAUCAGAUGUAGUUAUCCCAGAGAGUCCAGAGGCCUAUAUAAAACUGACUGAGAAAACACUGAAAUCGUCCUCUGGUGAGCCGGGCCAGCUGGAGGCGAGUCUCAGACAGCUGGAUCAGGCGCUGGACGCAGGACGAUUCCACCUUCAGCAGAGAGAGGCCGCCGCCAGCAGCUCCAGCCCUGACAUUGACUCCACCUACAUGGGCUACAUGCGUCUAAUGGGAGAGUGUCGAGGCAGUAUAGAUGCAGUGAAGAGAGCAGAAGGAGAGCUGACUGAUGAUGAGAGCGACAUGCCAGGCCUCAUCAACCCCGCCAGCACUGACGCUCAGAGUGCAGGUGUGAUCGAGCGCUGGGAGCUGAUCCAAGCUCAGUCUCUGAGCGAGAAGCACAAGCGCAAACAGAACCUGCAGCAGUGGCAGCAGCUGAUCUCAGACCUGCAGACCAUGAGGGCCUGGUUGGGUCAGUCUGAGGCUGAACUGAGCCAGCUGAGAGGGCUGGAGGUCAGCACCGACAUACACACCAUCCAGCAGAGAAUCAAGAAGCUCAAGGAGCUGCUGAAGGGGAUGGAUGCCCACAAGUCCGAGGUGUUGUCCAUCAACCUGAGCAGUUCAGACUUCCUCCAAUCAGAGCCAGACUCUGAGGAGGCUUGGGAGCUCAGGGACGGACUGAAAGAGAUGAACGCUCGCUGGGAUCGACUCGGUGCCUCUCUGGAGGACUGGAGGGAGGAGCUGCAGAGGGCGCUGAUGCAGUGCCAGGAGUUCCACGAGAUGAGCCACGGUCUGCUGCUGUGGUUGGAGAACAUCGACCGCAGGAGGAACCAAGUGGUGCCGAUUCCUCCCAGACUGGAUCGAGAAACAUUACGAGCUCAUCACAAAACUCUGACACAAAUCAAGCGUGAGCUGCUGGACUCGCAGCACAAAGUGUCAUCUCUUCAGGAGCUCUCCGCUCAGCUGCUGGUCAACACCAAACCACAGACUGUGACGCUGCAGCAGCAGCAGCAGCAGAAGCAGGUCUCAGAGCAGACCUGGGAUCAGGGCAGCGAGUGCCUGGAGGCUCAGGAGAAGGUGCACGUGAUCCUGAACAGGCUGAGGCUGCUCCUAAGGGAGGUCAGCUCAGACCUGGAGGGAUUGGAGAGGAGACUGGAGGCUGCAGACACACAGCAGGAUUGUUUACCUCUGCCUGUUGGUAAAGUAGAAACCUGCGGAUCAGCUGCUCCUGUGACAGAGGCGACCGUCCAGAGCCGCAAACGAGUGCCCCGAGGCAAAAGUAGUCAGGCCCACCCAGGACACCCUGAGAGCGGCCCGCGCCACAGCCGCAGAUCCCCAGGCGUCGCUGGCUGCGUUUCCUCCCAUUCUGACCUUCCGGACAGCGUCUCCUCCUCCUCCUCUUCCUCUAAAGGUCCGUCCUUCCUGCUACGUGUCCUUCGAGCCGCACUCCCCGUCCAGCUGCUCCUCCUGCUCCUCAUCGGCCUGGCCUGCCUGGUGCCCAUGACAGAGGAGGACUACAGCUGCCACCACGCCAACAACUUCGCCCGCUCCUUCCAUCCCAUGCUGCGCUACACCAACGGACCUCCGCCCAUAUGAGACGCAGCGAAGAAUAUCUACUUUCUGCUUUGCCAAGGAUGCCACUGACUCCUGUGAAUGUCUCCUCCUCACCCUGUGCCCUAAAAACGAUGAACUCCAGCAUGAUGAUGAUGAUGAUGAGGGGAUAUGAAGACUUCUCUCACUAACAUUGCACACACACACCUUCACCCUUUAAACACACACUCCAGGACAAAUGGACUUCAUCUGGAGACGCCCCCCUUGCCACCCAAUCCAAAUAUUUCAUGUUGUUUUAACUUAAAUGUGUAUUUUAUUUUUGAAGGUUUCUGUAGAAACCUGUAAAAAUCAAUGAAAAGAAAGCACUAUUUAUAUACUGUAUGUUGGGAGCCAAAGUCGACUGUGCUUUUUGUCCAUGAUAUCCAGUGCUGCUACUAUUUAUUUAGUAUUCAAUCAGUUGAUAGAUUGGUAGUGUGAUGAAGCUAAAGCACCACCUUAAGUGUGGGAUGUUGUACCUUAAAGCUGUACGGAGGACGUGCAGUUUGCGUGCUGAAUAUCCGAGAAUCAAAGUGAAGCUCGGAGCACUGACGUGAGCACUAUUGAAGGUACCGCACUGAAGCCGUCCCGCCAAAAUGGCCGACUUCUUUCCCUGAAGCUUGUAUUCCUGUUUUUAUUUCAGUAUUUAAUCACACAGGGGAAUAUAUUUACAGAAAGAUGAGCGCUCCCUUUGUUUCAAGAACUCCAGCUGGUUUGUAUAUGAUGUUAAAACUCUUUGAAUACAGGCUGUUAUUUUUUUAUCUUUCAGUUUGAGCAUGCACUUAAAAGUCUCCUGCUUUUAAAAAAGCGAAACAAUCACUCGUAGUGUUUUAGUAGACAGCCGUGACCUGAAAUAUUGUGCUUUGUAAUAUCUGCGAUAAUUAUUCUGCGGUGAUGAGACACCUGAAUCACCGCUCUGUUAAAACAGAAUCUGUAAAAAAAAUGAUGAAAUAUGAAAAAUGGUUAUUUAUGUAUGUACAGUUUGCUAAUGCCAACUUCAUGAAGAAUACUCUCUUUGCGAAUAAUAAAACAUGAAAUAUUUA
Messenger RNA from Notolabrus celidotus (New Zealand spotty), 28137 nucleotides. It is a transcript of the gene syne1a, whose product is annotated as spectrin repeat containing, nuclear envelope 1a. The record is from RefSeq and is a predicted model, not a curated record. The coding region runs from base 572 to 27103 and encodes 8843 amino acids. Gene Ontology annotation, molecular function: protein binding. The transcript has 147 exons. NCBI's taxonomy places the organism in Eukaryota, Metazoa, Chordata, Actinopteri, Labriformes, Labridae. Gene Ontology annotation, cellular component: membrane.